UUCACUUCCCUUCACUUGUUUUUAUCACUCUAAGGAUGGCAGCGCCUAACAUGGAAGUUGCUCAAGGUCGUUUUUGAUGGAUGAAAAUACCGAUAUUUGUGGAGAGAAGAAGGAAGAUUCUCCGAAGCCAGAUGACUUGAGAUGUCUUCCUGAUUUUGCUACCCUCUGUUCGUUUCUAACAUUUUUUGGUUCUGAUCUCGGUAUUCAUCUAACGUUUCCUCAGUUAUACGACUUCCUCUGCCUCCAAGACUCAGCGAACACAAAGAUAUGGGAGACAUUACAUGUCAAGCUUCUCAAUAAGUUGAAGUAUCGAGCUCGCCCUGAUCGAUGGGAACCAGUACUAGGACGAUUUCUACUCAACCAUGGCCUUCAUAUUGAUGGUAUCGAGACAGCUGCUGAUAUCCUCCUAAGUACUGAAUAUGUAAAUGAUGAUAAAGCGAAUUUUAUUGCACGAGAACCAGUUGGGCAUCUUCCUUCUAGUUAUUACAGACUUUCACCCUCUAUUCGCACCAGAACACUCCUUUGUCUUUUGGAAACUCAGUUUGAUCGCAACCAACCUUUCAAGGACAAAGCGAACUUGCGUUCUCCCAUCGAUCUACGAUUCCCUCCCUUAGGUAUUGAUGUUUGGGGAAGAAGUUACUGGUUACUAAAGGAUUCGGAUGUGAAUAUUUAUUUGUAUAGAGAAGACCAUCAUGACAACAGUUUUAUGUUAUUAUGUGAAUCCUUUGAUGAGGUACGUGAUCUCAUUGAAGAAUUGAAAGGUGCAUAUUCAGAAGAUGAAAAACUAGAAGAUAUACUUAAGAAAAGACAACUUUCUAUAGAUAAAGCAGACUUAAAAGAUCAGCUGACAACUUUAAUACAAGAAGGCAUAGCUUCUCCAGAACAUCAAAACCUUGAGAACUGUGAAAAUUCUCACUUGUCUGCAUCCACGCUAGAUGUAGGUUUUAAGCCUACCGCUACACCACCUCCGACUCCAGCUUUUCCACAUGUACCAACUCUUCAUUCCGUUGAUCUGUUACUAGCGACUUCGAAGGUUGAACAAUUUAUUAAAGCCGAAAAUCGGGCUAGUGAAGCAGAAGAAGAAGAAGAAAAGAGAAGUCCAGAGAUGGUGUCCACCGUGCAGACAGAUGAAAAAGGUGACGAUAAAAUGGAAGCGCAAGUGAAUGAGGCGAAACAAAGCGAUCUCCACACCAGAGGACUGGGAAGUGAACCAUAUGAUCUAGAUUUCGACCUUCAAUAUAAAGAUUCUGAUCAGGCUAAACCAACGCAUUUUGAAAGUUCGACUGCUGAUGAUAUCUAUAGUCUAGCAGAUGGUGUUAGAAGGCACCAAUUUGUUGUGUUAUUGCUGUUAAUAUAA
This is a messenger RNA of Trichobilharzia szidati, 1357 nucleotides long. The record is from the annotation of a GenBank genome assembly. NCBI's taxonomy places the organism in Eukaryota, Metazoa, Platyhelminthes, Trematoda, Strigeidida, Schistosomatidae.